CCAAAACCCCAUGACCCAAAUUCCCAUAUAAAUUUUUCCAAGUCGACCAUGGGAGUCUUAUCUCUGUCUCUGUUAUUGCAACUUUGUUCCGUUUUUCCUAAAUGUCUCGCUUUCUCCGCUUCUUGCUUUUCUCUCUGUUCUUUCUUCUCCUGCUCGUCUCCGUUUUCGCCCACAGUGGCCACCACGAUGAAGACGGCGGUGGCGAUGAUGAUGCUGGGGGAUCUGACGGUGACAGGCAUGAUCUACGAUCACGACCGUUGAUUCUGGCUAAAAUUUGGUGUUUGAUUGUGAUAUUCUUUGCCACGUUCAUUGCUGGGGUUUCACCGUAUGUGAUGAGAUGGAACGAGGGGUUCUUGGUUUUGGGGACUCAGUUUGCCGGGGGUGUGUUUCUGGGCACUGCGAUGAUGCAUUUUCUGAGCGACGCCAACGAGACGUUCGAGGAUCUGACUCGGAGAGAGUAUCCCUUUGCGUUCAUGUUGGCUUGUUCCGGGUAUUUAAUCACCAUGAUGGCUGAUUGCGUGAUUGCCUCCAUCUUUGCGAAGCAGAGCAGUAAUGGGACUGGUGUUGGGGCUGAUGUUGAGUUUCAAGGUGCUGAGGCAGGCAAGGGUAGCAGCAAUGGUUUAACUUCCCAAUCGCAGCACCAGGUCCAUGAUGCCAGGACCGCCCACAACCUUGCAAACCCUGCUUUGACAUCUGCCAGUUCUUUCGGAGACACCAUAUUGCUGAUAAUCGCUCUGUGUUUCCAUUCUGUAUUUGAGGGCAUAGCAAUUGGAGUUGCAGAGACAGAAGGCAAUGCGUGGAAAGCUUUAUGGACAAUCUCUCUGCACAAGAUAUUUGCAGCGAUAGCCAUGGGCAUAGCUCUCCUCAGAAUGAUCCCAAAUCGUCCCUUGCUAUCCUGUGCAGCCUAUGCUUUCGCAUUCGCUAUCUCCAGCCCGAUCGGCGUCGCCAUCGGGAUCAUAAUCGACGCCACGACUCAAGGCCGUGUCGCAGACUGGAUCUUCGCCAUUUCCAUGGGUCUCGCUUGUGGAAUCUUCAUUUAUGUAUCAAUAAACCAUCUAUUGGCAAAGGGGUACAUGCCUCAGGACCCUACCAAGGUUGACACACCAGGAUUAAAGUUUCUGGCAGUUUUUUUGGGCAUCGGAGUUAUAGCAGUUGUCAUGAUCUGGGACACCUGACAAAGUCGUUCUAAGGCAAGAAGCAUUUAUUAUUAUUAAUAUUAUUAGUUGUAGUAAUAGAAGGAAGAGGGAUUUACAGUAAAACGUGAGUAAAGUGUAAGAUUUAAAGUUAUAUUUUUACUUAUUAUUAUUAAUAUAUAUAGAAGGAACAAAGAGUAUUGUUAGAACUUAGAAGCUAAAAUUUCUGUAUGCUGGGAAAUAGGGUGAAGUUUUAGAAAUUUUCUUACAUACGAGCUUGUAUCUAUAAGAAUCCAAAACUCAAAACAAUACAAGACGAGAUCAAUCGUGAGUUUGUUUCUAAAUAAA
This is a messenger RNA of Prosopis cineraria, 1481 nucleotides long. RefSeq names its product zinc transporter 11-like. The transcript is spliced from 3 exons. Bases 102 to 1175 code for a protein of 357 amino acids. Gene Ontology annotation, cellular component: membrane. The record is from RefSeq and is a predicted model, not a curated record. Gene Ontology annotation, biological process: zinc ion transmembrane transport. Gene Ontology annotation, molecular function: zinc ion transmembrane transporter activity. NCBI's taxonomy places the organism in Eukaryota, Viridiplantae, Streptophyta, Magnoliopsida, Fabales, Fabaceae.